UAAGAGGUCAAAUAUAAAAUUUUACUUUAGCUAGGUUUUUAUUUUAUUUUUUUAAAAAAUUGAAAAUGAAGCCCAUUGUAGAUUAUAAAGUGGCGACUUCUGUAGAUCCAACGCCAAUAAAUUUAUUGACACCAGGACCAGAUUAUGAAAAAUACCAUACAACGUGGUUGGAAGACAAAUGGUUUCCUUUCAUGGGGUUUGUAUUGGGUGCGGGUUCAGUCUGGUACACCUAUACAAUUAAUAGAAGGCCUUUUUAUUCUGGAUUACAUGUAAAGCUAGGUGCUGGAAUCAUUGGCGCUACUGCCCUCUAUUAUUACAAGCAAUAUAGAACUUCAUACUUGGCUGAUAAAGAUGCCAUGUACAGACAUUACAUUCAACUACACCCUGAAGAUUUCCAAGCUCCAGAACGCAAGAAAGUUGGAGAACUAUUCAAGGAAUGGGUCCCUGUACGCUAAUUUUUAAGAAUUUACAAAAUUAGAAUUAGUUAAUCAGAGAUAAACUUUCAAAUAUUUUAUUGUUAAAGUGUAAAAGUAACCUUUGAAUUGUAAAGAAAUGAAUGCCUUGUAGAUUAUUUUCAUGUACAAGUUAUGCAGCUGUACAAUUAUAAAAUAACAAAUAUCUAUAGUAACUCUUGUCUAUUAUUCAGUUAUUUGAUUAAAAAUUCAUUUUUUGUUUAAA
Molecule: messenger RNA, 678 nt
Organism: Rhopalosiphum maidis (corn leaf aphid)
Lineage: Eukaryota; Metazoa; Arthropoda; Insecta; Hemiptera; Aphididae
Gene: ND-B14.5B
Product: NADH dehydrogenase [ubiquinone] 1 subunit C2
Exons: 3
Coding region: 66-455 (129 amino acids)
Biological process (GO): mitochondrial electron transport, NADH to ubiquinone
Cellular component (GO): mitochondrial inner membrane
Source: RefSeq, a predicted model, not a curated record